CUCAGGAGGGAGAGGUGUGUGGUGAGUCUACAAGCAGUCGGGGCAGAAACAGACACCAGACAGACAGACACACUGCCGGAGUGACUGAUCUGUGUGUGAACAGAGGAGCAGAGCUGUGUGUUCGUGGAAUGGAGCUUUUCUUCAGCUCAAUCUGCUGGUAAACAGAAGGGCUGUGUGGACGCAGGAAUUCCAGGUCACAAGGGCUCCAGCGGCGGGGCAGAGGCUGGACUGGGCUGGGCUGGACUGGACUGGGCUGGGCUGGGCUGGGCUGGACUGGGCUGGACUGGACUGGACUGGGGUAGGCUGGGUCUGGGACUGUGUGUACUGGUGUCCUGUUCGAUCGAAGUUUGUCCCUGUCCUUCUAAACCUGUGAUCUGAAAACACACUGAGUAGAAGAUCCACACACACAAACACACACAGAGACGCACACACACACACACACACACACACACACACAGACUGUGGAAAGGACGCCGACACACACUGAGGAGACGACAUACACACACAUUGUUAUUUGGGGAGACUAUUUCAGCCUCUUGGGGAAUCCUUGGAGGCCCCCCGCUAACUUGGUCCCCCCCCCUUGUAUUUUUUGUCCCUGACGAUGGCGUCAUCCGUGGAUUAUGUGUUGUUGCUGGUGGCUGUCGUGCUGGUAUCGUACCACGUGGUGGUGGAAGGGGGGUGCGCUGGGAAGUGCUGCCGGGGUUCAGACAUCACCUGUGCAACGGCAGACUGGAGGAUGGACCGUGUUUACGGAACCUGCUACUGCGACGAGGGCUGCCUGAGGACCAAGGACUGUUGCUAUGACUACCCCACCGCGUGCCCAGGCCAGUCGUGUGUGGUGACUGAGUGGAGUUACUGGAGCAGUUGUGGCCAGCCCUGCCAGCGGUCCGCGAGGGUCCGGCAGCGCCACAUUGAGCAGGAGCCCAGGAACAGUGGAGAGCCAUGUCCCAGUCUGGGGGAGCAGGCAGGCUGCAUGGAGCACCGCUCACACCAGGGAGAGUUCUGCGCUCAGAACACAGGUCCAGCUUUCAUCACCACCAUGGAGUUUAGUAAAGGAAGAACAAAGCAUGACAUCUUUGGAGCACCUCUGGACCCUGGGUUCUGUAUGGAGUACAAGAUGGAGUCUCUGACUCCUCACUGUUCGGUGGAGAACCGGCCACACACCCGCUGGACGCAGUAUCUACGGGAGGGCUACAUCGUGUGUGUGGCCUGCCAAGCCCCCGCCAUGCGUAACCAUAGCGACAGCUGCCAGGGAGACGGACAAGAAUACAAUAGUGAGGAGCUACUCCAUUGGCAGGCUGUGGGGAACUCUCGCUGUCGAGGAACAUGGAAGAAGGUCCAGAGAACUGCGUACUGCUCCUGUCCCCACGUCCACAGCUUCCUCUUCAUAUAAACACUCAGGAAGCCUCAGUCCCUACUGGCACCCUAUUCCCUAUAUAUAUAUAUAGUGCACUGCUUUUGACCAGAGUCAAAAAAAAGUA
Molecule: messenger RNA, 1481 nt
Organism: Coregonus clupeaformis (lake whitefish)
Lineage: Eukaryota; Metazoa; Chordata; Actinopteri; Salmoniformes; Salmonidae
Product: somatomedin-B and thrombospondin type-1 domain-containing protein
Exons: 6
Coding region: 602-1393 (263 amino acids)
Source: RefSeq, a predicted model, not a curated record